AGCACCCAGUAGCCAGCACCCAGCACCCAGCAGCUAGCACCCAGUAGCCAGCAGCCGGGCAGCCAGCACCAGCACCCAACGGCCAGCGGCCGGGCACCGGCACUUGAGUGGCCUGCUGCCCGCAUUCCCAGCGGCCAUGUCGGUGCUGGAGGAGGGCCGGCCCUUUGCCCAGCAGCUGUCCAAUGUCUACUUCACGAUCCUGUCCCUCUUCUGCUUCAAGCUUUUCGUGAAGAUCAGCCUGGCCAUCCUCAGCCACUUCUACAUCGUCAAAGGCAACCGCAAGGAGGCGGCCCGCAUCGCAGCUGAGUUCUACGGUGCCGCCCCGGGCCCAGGUUCCUGGGCAGACCGCUCACCUCUCCACGAAGCAGCGAGCCAAGGCCGCCUCCUGGCUCUGCAGACCCUCCUCUCCCAGGGUUAUAACGUAAACGCCGUCACCAUAGACCAUGUCACCCCACUGCAUGAAGCCUGCCUCGGCGACCAUGUGGCCUGUGCCCGGACUCUUCUGGAAGCUGGAGCUAAUGUCAACGCGAUCACCAUAGAUGGCGUGACGCCGUUGUUCAACGCCUGCUCGCAGGGCAGCCCGAGCUGCGCGGAGCUGCUGCUGGAGUACGGAGCCAAGCCGCAGCUGGAGUCCUGCCUGCCCUCCCCGGCCCACGAGGCCGCCAGCAAAGGCCACCACGAAUGUCUGCAGAUCCUCAUCUCCUGGGGCAUAGAUGUUGACCAAGACAUUCCUCAUCUGGGAACGCCGCUGUAUGUAGCUUGCAUGUCACAGCAAUUCCACUGCAGGAAGCUUCUUUACGCUGGUGCUGACAUACAGAAAGGCAAAUACUGGGACACGCCGCUCCACGCUGCUGCCCAGCAGUCCAGCACGGAGAUUGUCUACCUGCUGCUGGAGUUCGGGGCGGACAUCAAUGCCAAGAACACGGAGCUGCUGCGGCCGGUGGACGUGGCCACGUCGAGCAGCCUGGUGGAGAGAAUGCUGCUGCAGCACGAAGCCACGCCCAGCUCCCUCUGCCAGCUGUGCCGCCUCUGCAUCCGACGCCGCAUCGGACGGCCGCGCCUGCACCUCAUCCCGCAGCUCCAGCUGCCCACGCUGCUGCAGAACUUCCUGCAGUACCGAUAGAGAGUAAACAGCCUCCGAGCCCCCACUGUCCCAGCUCUGCUUCCUCCGCACGCUGCGUAUUUCACAUUAAAAUGUGCUCACGAGGGGGGAGACGUGGCUGGGGCCCCCCAGGGGAGCGGGAAAUAUCGGUUUCACCUUUAAGUGUCCUAGAGGGCACUGCUGUUUUAGGUAGGCGUUGUCAUUGUUUGUGGACAUAGUAUGUCUAACACACCUAUGUGUUAUUAUUUCCAUAGAGCCUUCUGUCGGCUUAGGGGAAAACAGAGUUCUCCAUUUUAUGGUUUUGUUUUUGAGUGAAAAGGAAAUAUUCUUCUUUAUAUGGUGUAUUUGAAAAGGUCUAUAGUCUUCAAAUAAUGUGUUCACCUUUCUAGUUUGGUCUGCCAUGAUUCUCUGUAUUUUUAUAUUAAGACGAACCACGAGUACUGCUUAGCAAACAGCAGGGAGCCCGGCUGGUGUCACUCGGUGGUUGGGCAUCGGCCCAGGAACCAAGGUUGCUGGUUCGGUUCCCAAUCAGGGCUCAUGCCCGGGUUUUGGUCUUGAUCCCCCGUGGGGGCGUGCAGGAGGCAGCCGAUCAAUGACUUCCUCUCUCAUCUUUGAUGUUUCCAUCUCUCUCUCCCUCUCCCUUCCUCUCUCUAAUAAAAAUCAAUAAAAAUAUAUUUUCAAAAAAAGAGCCGCUAGUACUCAUUUGAAAUAAAGAGGACUCAUCGGGGCAGCCACUGAGUGGCACCCGCACUGUCCUUACAACAGUUCCCAGGGAAAGAGAGUCCCUCUCCUUGCAGAGAUCUGGUCCAGCUGGGACUGGGAGUUAUGCUGCCACCCCUCCCCCCCACACACACCCUGAGGGUGAGGACCUCGCCACCUGCUGGGCUAUUUUAAGGCCGCCCCUCCUCAAGGGCAGCCUGGGGAGGUCUCUCUCCAGAGCUUUCUGACACAUCACUCCAGCCUCCUCCAGGUUCAGGCAUCACCAGCAGCUGGUGCUCCCGGGACCGAGGGGAAGGGACCGGACCUCGUGUCUGCCUGGCAAAGAGGCCCUGCCCUGGUCACACCUCGGGGAGCAGGGCAGCCCAAGGCUUUCGAAAAUGGGAGAGAAAGAGCUCCUUAAACUGCGGGGUCCACUUAGCCAACUUAGAGGCCUUAAAAACGGGCCCCCGGGAUAGACACUAAGAGGGUGCUUCUAACUCUCCUUAAUCAGGCCAAGCUGUCAGCACACGGGAGUGAGGGAGCAUUGGGUCAAAGAGGCUACUCCUGAGUCAGCGCCCUCUGCAGGGUGAAUACCGUCUUUAUUCUCUUGCUUUAACUGUGCUGGUGCCAUGGAAAAACCGUGUCUGUCCCCUUCGUCCUCGAGGCCGGAGUUGAGUAGAUUACGGGUUUAAAAAUAAGAUCAUCAAGAUGCUUACAACUCUGUUAAGUAGAAGAACAUAUUUUGAUGAGGUUUUAAAAUUUAUCACAUUUUUGGUAAAAAUAAUGUAACUCCUAUUUCAAUAACUCAGAGGCCCAUUUUCCUGUCUCCUUAGUUCUCUUGCUGACUUCCAGAGACCCCUGGGGGAUUUCUUGUUUAAAAUUCCCAAAUCAUGACGUUUUGC
Pipistrellus kuhlii (Kuhl's pipistrelle) is the source of this 2703-nucleotide messenger RNA. It is a transcript of the gene ASB5, whose product is annotated as ankyrin repeat and SOCS box containing 5. Lineage: Eukaryota; Metazoa; Chordata; Mammalia; Chiroptera; Vespertilionidae. Gene Ontology annotation, biological process: protein ubiquitination; positive regulation of protein catabolic process; intracellular signal transduction. The record is from RefSeq and is a predicted model, not a curated record. Gene Ontology annotation, molecular function: protein binding.